AUGGUUAGAGACUCUAAUCUUUUCAUUGGAGACUACUCGUUGACAAUUCUGCACGACGAAAAAGUCCAUCAUGUUCGAAUAAAGACCAGAAUCGUCGACAGAGAGAAGAAAUACUACUUCAUGGAGAAUAAGGUGUGUGACACGUUGUACGAGCUGGUAUCAUACUAUACCCGAAACUACCUCACCACUCCGACAUUCAAAAUGAUUCUCACAACGCCAUGCCCUCAACCACAGCCUCACCUGAGUCAGCCAUGGUUUUCACAAACGGCUGACAAGGCGAAAGCGGAGGCUCUUCUCAGUCAAGUACCAGAGGAUGGUGCGUUUCUGCUCAGAUACUCCAGCAGCGACAGAAGCGUUUUCGUCUUAUCAAUCAGGGUAGAUGGAGAGAUCUGGCAUUAUCGGCUGAAGCGUGAUGGGCGCAUUUUCGUGGUGAAUCAGACGGUGUUUGAGAAUUUGAAUCAAAAUUGUUGA
Messenger RNA from Ostertagia ostertagi, 471 nucleotides. Lineage: Eukaryota; Metazoa; Nematoda; Chromadorea; Rhabditida; Trichostrongylidae. The record is from the annotation of a GenBank genome assembly.